GUUAGCCAAACCGCUGGUUUCUUUAGAGUGAAGUAUUUAAAAGUUUUUUGUUCCGUUCCUCCCCUUCAUCGAAAACGCAUCCAACGAACGCGAGGCGAAGGAUCUAUUCGGCGGUGGACACCAUUGUAUGGCACAUCGCCCCGUCAGCGCAAUGUCUCGUCAAGAAUCGGAAAUGAUUAACCGCAGCCGUCGUGCCCUGUCCUCGGGAGCACUAACUGAUUCGAUCGAAAAGCUGCGCCACAUGUGCCUUGCCCGUGGAGCAUCCGGAAUUCUAGGUUUGGGCCGGUGCUUCCGUCGCAUGGAUGAUGACGGCAACAAGCAGCUGAACUUGGAGGAGUUCAUCAAGGGUCUGCACGACACCGGGCUGGACAUUUCGGCCGAGGAAGCAACGGAGAUGUUUAACAAAUUCGACACCGAUGGCAGUGGUUCGAUCAAUAUGACCGAGUUUCUGGUGGCGAUACGUCCCAACAUGUCCGAAUCCAGGGUGAACAUCGUGAAGCAAGCGUUUGCUAAACUGGAUAAAACCGGAGAUGGUUCCAUAACAAUCGAGGAUUUGAAGAACGUUUAUUCGGUGAAGAACCAUCCGCUGUACAUAAGUGGAGAGGAAACCGAGGAUGUCAUCCUGCGAAAGUACUUGGCAAACUUUGAGGAAAAUGGAAACGUGGACGGAACCGUAACCCAAGAGGAGUUCCUCAACUACUACGCCGGAUUGAGCGCAUCCAUCGAUUCGGACGCCUAUUUUGAUUUAAUGAUGCGCCAAGCAUUUAAGUUGUAAUCAUUGCCACACGGUUUUUGGUUUGCAACUGGUUUAAAAGUUUUUUUUUCUACACAACAUGCAUGUGUACAAGUUUCAUUGGGAAACCGUUAACUGAUGUGAACAAAUUUUGAGCACACUUCAAACUGCCUUAAGUAGAUGGAGAGGACAACCAAAGUUGAAAGCCUAACUUUUGUACUACGCUACGAGUGAGCGAGAUACACGAACAUUUUUAUCAAUUAAUGACACUGAAUUGCGCACAAGUGUUUCUUUAACGUUUAAUAAAUAUACAGUCCUUUGUUCAGAGUGA
Molecule: messenger RNA, 1064 nt
Organism: Anopheles nili
Lineage: Eukaryota; Metazoa; Arthropoda; Insecta; Diptera; Culicidae
Product: calcyphosin-like protein
Exons: 4
Coding region: 128-775 (215 amino acids)
Molecular function (GO): calcium ion binding
Source: RefSeq, a predicted model, not a curated record